Molecule: messenger RNA, 3836 nt
Organism: Dromiciops gliroides (monito del monte)
Lineage: Eukaryota; Metazoa; Chordata; Mammalia; Microbiotheria; Microbiotheriidae
Gene: MPP2
Product: MAGUK p55 scaffold protein 2
Exons: 13
Coding region: 196-1854 (552 amino acids)
Cellular component (GO): plasma membrane; cell-cell junction
Molecular function (GO): protein binding
Source: RefSeq, a predicted model, not a curated record
AUUCCAGCCGAAGGCCCCCACCCCCGCUCGACGCGCGCCCCCUCUCUUCUCCUAAGAGGCAUUGCCGCUUUAAGAGCGAGGAGAGAUUGACAAGCUCGAAGAGCCGCGGAGAACCGAGACUGAGCCGGAGCUACCCGGAGCAAAGGACUCCCCGGGGCGCAGGAGAGUUGCCUGACAACCACAGCUAUUCUCAUCAUGCCAGUUGCUGCUACCAACUCUGAGUCUGCUAUGCAGCAAGUCUUGGACAACUUGGGGACCUUUCCCAAUGCCACGGGAGCUGCAGAGUUAGACCUGAUCUUCCUUCGAGGCAUCAUGGAAAGUCCAAUAGUAAGAUCCUUGGCGAAGGCCCAUGAGCGCCUGGAAGAGACCAAGCUGGAGGCAGUUCGGGACAACAACUUGGAGCUGGUUCAGGAGAUCCUGCACGACCUGGCCGAGCUGGUCGAGCAGAGCAGCACGGCCGCUGAGCUUGCCCACAUCCUCCAAGAGCCACACUUCCAGUCCCUCCUGGAGACGCAUGACUCAGUGGCAUCAAAGAGCUACGAGACACCGCCUCCCAGCCCUGGCCUGGACCCCAUGUUCAACAACCAGCCUGUCCCCCCAGAUGCUGUACGAAUGGUGGGCAUCCGAAAGACUGCAGGAGAGCACCUGGGUGUGACGUUCCGAGUGGAGGGUGGAGAGCUGGUGAUUGCCCGCAUCCUGCAUGGGGGCAUGGUGGCUCAGCAGGGCCUGCUGCACGUGGGUGAUGUCAUCAAGGAGGUGAAUGGGCAGCCUGUGGGCAGUGACCCCCGGGGGCUGCAGGAAUUACUCCGAAGUGCCAGUGGUAGCGUCAUCCUCAAGAUCCUGCCCAGUUACCAGGAGCCCCACCUGCCUCGACAGGUGUUUGUCAAAUGUCACUUUAACUAUGAGCCAGCCAGGGACAGCCUGAUCCCCUGCAAGGAGGCCGGCCUGCGCUUUUGUGCCGGCGACCUGCUCCAGAUUGUUAACCAGGAUGAUGCUAACUGGUGGCAAGCAUGCCAUGUAGAGGGGGGCAGUGCCGGGCUUAUCCCUAGCCAGCUGCUGGAAGAGAAACGGAAGGCCUUUGUCAAGAGGGACCUGGAGAUGACACCAACCUCAGGUGCCCUGUGUGGCAGCAUUUCAGGCAAGAAGAAGAAGAGGAUGAUGUAUCUCACUACCAAGAAUGCAGAGUUCGAUCGGCAUGAGCUUCUGAUCUAUGAGGAAGUGGCCCGGAUGCCCCCUUUCCGCCGGAAAACCCUGGUGCUGAUUGGAGCACAGGGCGUGGGGCGACGUAGCCUGAAGAACAAGCUCAUCAUGUGGGACCAAGACCGCUACGGCACCACUGUGCCCUACACAUCUCGUCGGCCCAAGGACACCGAGCGGGAAGGCCAGGGGUACAGCUUUGUGACCCGGGCAGAGAUGGAGGCCGACAUUCGUGCUGGCCGCUACCUUGAGCAUGGAGAGUAUGAGGGAAACCUGUACGGCACUCGGAUUGAUUCCAUUCGAAAUGUUCUCAGUGCUGGCAAGGUGUGCGUGUUGGACGUCAAUCCCCAGGCAGUGAAGGUGCUAAGAACUGCUGAGUUUGUCCCAUAUGUGGUUUUCAUUGAGGCCCCUGACUUUGAGACCCUGCGUGCCAUGAACCGGGCUGCCCUGGAGAGUGGGGUGGCCACCAAGCAACUCACGGAGGCAGACUUGAAGCGGACGGUUGAAGAGAGCAGCCGGAUCCAGAGAGGGUACGGGCACUACUUUGACCUCACUCUGGUGAAUGACAACCUUGAGAGGACCUUCCGGGAUCUUCAGACUGCAAUGGAGAAGCUGCGGACAGAACCGCAGUGGGUGCCUGUGAGCUGGGUAUACUAACCCUGGUGCCCACCUCUGGCAUAGGGAUCUGCAUCCCCAUUCCACAAUCCUUAGUCACUCAGACCUCAUCCUCUGCUGGGAGGUGUCCUUGGGCAUCCUCUGUAGAGGUUCCCAUGGCCCUUAGCCCGGCUCCCUUGGGAAGCUGUGUCCACUCCUUGGGAUAAAAUGCCAGGUGGGUAAUGUAAGCUAGCAUCAGCUCUGAAGAAGAUACUGACUGUCAGGGUGAGGUAUGUUUAUGGGGCACCCUGGUGCCCAGGUGCUGCCCACCUUUCCCAUGCCUGUUAGCUAUUGGCCUACCUGGUGCCCUCUCCACCCUUCUCUAAGGGACCAAACUAUGCUUAGGAGGGUGGGGGGGGGAACGGGAGAAGCCCCUCCUCCCAAGGUGCCCAUCAGUCCAUAAAUGAGAAAAGCUGAUGCUUAGGUGAGCACCAAGGUUCCCCUGCCAUGUGUUUAUUUAGUCCCUUGUUCUCCUCAGGGCUAGCAUAGAUCUCCCCCUUCCUACUGAUGAGUCACUUAAUCCUGGGAUCCAGGGAUGGGAGAAUUAUUGUGGCACCAUCUAAAUGAAGUGGCCAUUGGUCCAGACCUGCCUAGGAGUUAGUUCUGCCUGGUGCUACCCUCAAAGCCUGGGGAAGACUGAAGCACAUGAUACCAGGGCCCAGGGGAAAAUGGGCACCAUCCUCUUUCUGGAUGUUCCUGGAGACCAGAAUGGAAUCGAUUGUGAAAGAUUCCCAGGGCUUAACCCGUCCCUCUCCCUCUCCCUUUCCCUCUCUCUCUCUCUCUCUCUCUCUCUCUCUCUCUCUCUCUCUCUCUCUCUCUCUCUCUCUCUCUCCCCUGCCCUCCCCCAAGUACACAGCAACUCACUGCCGAAGACUCCCCAACUAUAUCUCCCAGACCCCUGAGCACUGUUCUUCCCCAACCUCACCUGGGAGGUAUUGGGAUUGGCCUUGAGAAAGGAAAGCUAGAUCUCCUAUCUAAUUUCUGCUGAAGAUCUCUACCAACUUGGAAAAUCUAGUUAACCUCAUGCUCUGGGCCCAAUAUUCCCUGCUGUCUCAGCAGCGGGGGCUUAGGUUUUCCUCCUCAACUUCUCCAGACCAUCUGAGCACCUGCCUUUUCCAGCUGACAGGGCCUGGUUCACCUGGAGGGACUAGGAUGGAGAAGGCCAGGUGGGAAGGAAGCAUGAAGGGCGGAGCUUCUUUUGGCCACAUCACACUGGUCAUGUGUAUGAGACAUAGGUGUGGACCUCUCUUUCAGGAAGGGAUGGGUUAUUUUGCUCUCGAGGAGAAAUGUUGGAGUCUGUAGCGGGAUUGGAGUGAGUGGUCCCUACUUCUCCUUUGUAUUGUGAAGAUCCCUCUUUAAACUGCAGAGAAAUCCCACUUUCCAGAGUCUUAGAAAGGGUCAGAUUUUUGUCUCCCAAGCCCUAUUUCCAUGGCCCAUCCUCCAAUCACAUGUGAGGGCACACUGUGACCCCUAAUUUAGGAGUUUGGAGUAGUAUAGAGGUCAACUUUAUAAAAUAGAAUUCCCCUUUCAGAAGAGAAUGCUGUCUUAGAAUUUCCAGGGUCAUUUCAUUUAUUCCCCUGCCUUCUCAUAGGAUAGCCCUUUUAUCCCACAGGAAUCAGUAGGAAACCUCGCAGGGAAGAAAAAAACACCCACAAACCUCAGCCUCUCCCUGGUGUCCGUGUUUGGGGCCUCAGUCCUCAUCCCAAUCUACAUCCUUUCCCUAAUUUGAGGACCUAGCUAGUCCUUGUGUGUGUGUCUAACCUCAUCUUUCUUGCUGGCAACUCCAGCUGGCCCCUGAACCACUGUGCCCCACCUUACCCCACUCUACUGGGGAGGGAGGGAUGUCCCUUUCCAGGAGGCCCAAGAAACUAGUGCUCCCCAAUCCCUUCUUGCUUAGGACCCUGGGAGGGCCAGUGGUUCAUGAGCAUAUUCCUGAGAAGAGAAAGAGGAGAAACAUAUAUGAGAAUCAAGUAAAGAGAGAAUAA